Molecule: messenger RNA, 1123 nt
Organism: Prorocentrum cordatum
Lineage: Eukaryota; Dinophyceae; Prorocentrales; Prorocentraceae
Source: the annotation of a GenBank genome assembly
GUCGUCUCUCUCGUGGACGCCGCGUUCGUCGACGACGAGUGCUUCAUGCUCACGGCGCGUCUGCCCAAGGAGCUGGACGCUGCCAUCGACGUCGUGCUGCACGCGGUGUGUGACAUCUACGACCGCCUGAACCUGACCAUCAAUUGGAAAGUGGGCAAGUCCGAGUGCUUCCUCACGCACCGAGGCCACGGGGCCACCGCCCGGCUACAGCGGCGCCGGGUGCUUCCCGACGGAGGUCUUGCAGUCGCUGUACCCCGGCCUGGGGCACUACUGCUGGCGGUCACCACCUAUAAGCACCUUGGCGGCGUGGUGAGCGCCACUGGCGCCGCGGCCCCAGGCGCCAACCACUUGAGACAGCAGGCGGCCAUGAGCUAUGGGCCUCUAGCGAGCAAGGUUUUCGGCUCGGCGGUCGUGGACGCCAGCUUGAAGGUCUGGCUCAUGCACUCGUUGGUCCUCAGCCGCCUCCUCUUCAACGUGCACGUGGUCGUCCCUACGAGGCGAUAUCUGCAGGUGCUCAACGGCAUGUACAUGCGGGUGCUCCGACGAGUCGGCGACGCCCCGCGGUUCGGCCACUCCGAAACGGACCUCGAGAUACCGCGCCUGCCCUGGGUCACUCUGCUUGUCUCCGACCUGGGCAAGCUCCGCGAGCUCGUUGCCCUGUGCAGCACGCUGCCGCCGCCGGAGGGUACUGCGAGCGCUUGGGUGACGUUCAUCGGCGACUCCCCAGCGCGCUGGGCAAAUGCCGUGAGCAUGUUGUUUUUCACCGACUCUUGCUGUGACCGUGGCGGCGCCGCUCCAGUCGGAGGCGGCACCCGCCCAUUUGCUUGCCACCAGUGCGACGCGCGCUUCGCGACAGCGAAGGCGCGUGACCAGCAUCUCAGAAUUCGAGAUCAUGUCCGGUGCUUACAGAGAAGCUACGCCAGCGCUGAUGCGACCUGCCCGGUGUGCCACACCGCGUUCGGUUCACGCCUGCGGUUGUUGUCGCACCUUUGCGACUCCCGCCGGCCGGCGUGCUGGGAAGCCGUUCGUGCUUCCCCAGCCCACUACCCUCCGCUACCUGAGAAGCAGGUCGCUGAGCUUGACGACCUUGACAAGGUGCAGCGCCGCGAGGCUCAGCGUCAAG